Molecule: messenger RNA, 1534 nt
Organism: Vigna umbellata (rice bean)
Lineage: Eukaryota; Viridiplantae; Streptophyta; Magnoliopsida; Fabales; Fabaceae
Source: RefSeq, a predicted model, not a curated record
ACGUGCAAAGCCUUGUGAAAAAUAGAAAGAGGUUAUUUGUGUUUGUAAUGACAUUGCCUAAUGAAGAACUCACAUUUCACAUUUCACGUUUAAACGCUUCAUUUUCAUUUUCCAGGAUCAAGAACCAUCACAACUCCACACAACCAACAAGAACGAUGACCAAUUGGAGAUAGGAUCAGUCAACCGUUCAUUCCAAACCUCAUUUGAUAAUAAUUUGAGCCUCCCACACUGUGCGACAAUUACGAACCCUAGAAUACCAUUCCCUUUAUCUUUGUUUUCUAUCCUUUUCAUUUCCGUUCAUUGUUAUGUCAUUAUCGAGAGGAUACAUAAUAACAUUGCUUUGUUAGCUAUUGGCGCUGUUUCCUUUCAUUUUUUUCAGUUUCAUGUCAUAAUCUUGAAUUUUCUUUUCCCUGCUACUCCAUCAAUUAAUCAGUUUUUAGUGCAUACUAAGGAUCAAAUCCCAGGACAACAAGGAAUCUUUUCUGUUUUGUCUUUUUCCUUAAUCGUUAAUUUGAGUCGGGGAAAGAGUUGCAUUAAUCGUGAGAGAGAAUUUUUUGACAGUUUAGUUUCACUGGCCUGCUCCUGUGUGUUCCGCAUAAUGUCCAUAUCAACGGGUGAGUUUUAUGGGUUAAGAAUCAGGGUGUGCUUGAGAUGUGUGAAGGUUUGAAAGGGGCAAAGGAAUUUGCUAAUGGCUGCUAAUCAUGAUUGAUAGUAUUACCUACAGGGGAAAGAUGUCUGUGUUGGUUAUUGUGGUAUAUGCAUGAUGCAUCAACCAGGGGAGGAAGUUUUGUCGGUGUGUAACAUUGAAGCUAGUCGGUAGAGUUCGCCUGAUUUAAUGCCACCCUCUGUGAAGGUCAAGUCGGAGGCAACGUUGGAGACUGUACAGGAGAUUGCCGUCUAUCUUCAUAGGUUUCACAACCUUGACCUUUUUAAGCAGGGAUGGUAUCAGAUUAAGAUUACCGUGAGAUGGGAGGACAGUGAAAACGUAUGUUUCGGUAUUCCAGCAAGUGUUGUUCAAUAUGAAGUUCCUCCUGAUCUGGAUCCUAGCAGCAUAUAUGGCGUAUGGAGGAUUGAUGACACAGAUAACAGUUUCUCAACGCAGUCUUUUCGAAUAAAAUAUGCUAGGCAGGAUGUUCAUUUGUAUUUGAUGAUCGUGUUCAACUUACGUCGUAAUAAUUUGGUGGAUUUAGCUACAACUGCUGUUAUUUUAAAAUUUGAGCUUAUAUACGCUCCCAUGACUGAGCAAGGUGUCGAAUUGGACCUUCCUCUGGAUGCUUCCUCUGCUGCUAUCCAUGAAUUCCGAAUACCUCCUAAAGCUCUUAUAGGAUUGCAUUCGUAUUGUCCUGUCCAUUUUGACGCUUUACAUGCGGUGCUUGUUGACGUAAGUGUACAUGCCAGUAUACUAAAAGUUGCCACUCAUUCAUUUGCAUCAAAGCUACCAAGCAAUUCUGCCAACACUGAAGUCAUUGCAGAUAAAAGCAGCGACGCUUCGAAUAAAGUAUGUUCUAAGACAUUAGAGUCUCUUUUUUUAUAA